Messenger RNA from Ananas comosus (pineapple), 1032 nucleotides. RefSeq lists its product as uncharacterized. NCBI's taxonomy places the organism in Eukaryota, Viridiplantae, Streptophyta, Magnoliopsida, Poales, Bromeliaceae. The coding region runs from base 190 to 891 and encodes 233 amino acids. The transcript has 4 exons. The record is from RefSeq and is a predicted model, not a curated record.
CAACCGUAACGGAAAACUAAUUUUUUUUCCUACAAACCAAACGCUAAAGAGCGUAAAACUUCUUUUCCUCCGAAAAAAAAAUUUUUCACCGAAAAUUUUUUUUCACAGUUUUACGUGGAACCAAACACACCGUUAACUAUUGUUGGAUUUUAUUAUGCUGCUUACAACUACAGGGGAGCAAGUACAAGCAUGGGAGAGAAAUCGCGAAAGAAAGCGGUGAAGGCUACGAAAUUACCAUCUACGAGCAAUAUUAAUUCCUCGUCUGCCUUCGAGAGAAGCACAGACGUUGUUUUUCCCUCGCCUAUACUCAAUAAUAGAUUUGUUUCGAAUAAUCAUGCAGAAGGGGAGAAUAAAUUCAAAAAUAUCGGGCAAAUAUCCUGCGUUAAAGAUUUGCUUGCAACUGGUUUGCUUGAAGGAGAACCCAUCACUUACACCUUUAAGAAAUAUGAAAUCGAACUCCGUGGAUUCAUAAAAGGCAAUGGAUACCAGUGCGGUUGUUCAUCAUGCAACUAUAAUCAAAUUUUAUCAGCUCUUGAGUUUGAGAAGCAUGCAGGAGCCACGUCGCAUAACCAAAACAACCAUAUUUGUUUGGAAAAUGGAAAGAGCCUAUAUGAAGUGGUUAAAUACUUAGAAAAAGUCCCCCCUGUGCUUUUAUACGUUGAGGUUCUCAAUGUUACUGGGCUAAGGAAGAAGAUGAAGUUUAGGAACAGCGAUGAAUUGUUGAAAGCUCAAGCGACUCACGCUUCAGUUGAAAAGCCUAGCAACUACCAGGCUCUCAGAAGGUGUUGUUCUUACCUUCGUGCGAAGAUGGACUUGAUUGAUAAACUCAUUAAAAUCAACUGUGACCGAAUAAGUAAUUAUACUAGGGCUAUAGUUUAUAAGUAUUUUUAAUCAUUAGUAUGUCCUAUUUGUGAGGCUCUUUUAUUUUUUAAAUUUAUUUGAGAUUGUUUGCAGAUCAUAAUGUAAUGCACCUAUGUUUGCUUGAAACCAGACUCAUAUUGGGCUAGGUUAGUUUGUCCAUAGUUGAGAAGG